UUGCCUACGUUUUUAAGUAGUCCUUCUCCUUAGCCAGUUCAAUUAUUACAAAGAGGAGUUAGGCUUGUCAGUAGGUGUCCACUUUUUUCAAUUUUUUUUCUGUCAAGCACGCAGGUAUACCAUCUACGUCUUCAGGCUUGAUUCUCUUGUAUUCUCUGUUGCAAGUUCACAUGUGCAUUUCCAUAUAUUGUAUGUAAGUAUAGCAUGGACUAAACAAAUCUUGCGCUCAAAAGAAGAGGUCAUUAGCCAAAUCAUUCUUGCCAGAGUUUUUCUGUGUUUAACAGCUAGUGGCUGAGUUCCGGAACAUGAACAUCAUCUGACGAAAUUUGUAAGUAUGGUUAAUUAUAUAGUUUUGGUUCUAUUGCUAGCGCACCAUUUUAAUGUGGUACUUUUUGAGAGGUUUUUCUUCCCCUCGAGCCACUGCUCUCUCGUUUCAAUUAGAUUCAUGUUUAACCUCUACGUGGUUUAGAGAACGUACAUUUUAUCUGUAACCUUUUUGAAGAUUUCACGUUUAAUAUUAACAAACUUAAGAGGUCAAGCAUAUAUUUUUCAAACCAUAAGAUGGUCAAGACUCGAGCACAUUUACAUGGUUUACGAAGGAAAGUGCCGAUUUAAAUGCACCCACUCCCAACCGCCUGAGAAUAAGUGCAAUUUCUCCUUAAUUAAAUGAAGUAUUUUUGUUUUGAAAUUGGAAAACUUUUUCUCCAUAUAUAUAUAUAGUUUUCAAUUUCUUUCAAAGUUUAUAAUUUUGUAAUUUAAACUAUGUUAAAUUAUAGAACCAAGACAUUCUGUUGAAAAGGACACGUCCCAUCUAACAGCUAGUUUUGGGCUGCGUUGAAACAUUCCUGCUUCCUUUAUCCAAGUACUAACAUUAGUGUUAUUUACGGUGAAAUAUUUAAUAAGCCAAGAUGGAAAUAGUUACUUCUCUCGGCGCCAUUGUCCCCGAAGUUCUCAAGGAAGAUAAUUAUGAAAGAUGGAGCAUUUUAAUGAAAUACUAUUUAGUGACUCAAGAUCUUUGGAAUGUUGUUCAAUCAAGCAAGAAACCUGCAGGAGGAAAUAAGAGGGAGUUGAUGAAAAAGAAUGCUUUAGCCUUACAUGCCAUUGGGAUUUCUUGUGGAAGAGAAGCAUUUGAUCAAAUAAAGAAUAUAGACUCCGCCAAAGGUGCUUGGGAUGCGUUGGCCGCUAAGCUGAAACCCCCACCAAUUGGCCAACGUGUUACUUCUGAUGUUUCUGAGCCCCACCAAGAAAGGCAAACAGAGGAAUUGGAGGGGCUUGUUUGCUAUGGGCCCAUUUCCGUCGUAAAGCAGUUCUUCUGUGACCAUCCGGAUCAAAAAUCUUCACAAGUGUUAGACUCUGCUCUUAAGCUUGCAAUUACUUGUGGCCGCAAGAAGCUGGCACACUACCUCUAUCUGGAGAUUCUACUUGUUGGUCUUCAACGGGGAGACUCUGACUUCCUCCUCCUCGAGCACUGUAUAACCAAGAGAAUGUUUGAUAUUGCAUUGGAUCUACUCCAUCAUUUUCCAAAUUUGGUAUCUAAACACCCUGCGAAUCACAAUCCAAUCGUUUUAACACUUGCUCAAACUGCUCCUCCAUUCUUAAGUCUAAAUGAGCUUGGAUAUUGGGGACGUUGGAUAUAUAAAUCAAUUGAGGUUGAGGAUGUCGAGGUUGUCUUUGCCACCAACGUUGCCCAUGGCGCAAAGCCAUCUUCCUCCCCAAUUGUGCUCGACAAUCGUGUUGUUAUAGCUGAAGUCCAUCUCUAUGGCGAUGUCGUGUUGUGCUACAUUAGCUAUAAAAACUCGGCAUCUGGGUUCUCCUUGAGAACCUUCUCCAGGGAGAACCCAGAAGAGGUUCUCCAAGGAGAACCCAACGAACCCAGAUCUGAGUUCUUCUUCAACAGAUCAAGGAGGGAAAAGAAGGAAGAAGAGAGGAGGAGAAGGAAAGGAGAAAAAGAAAGGAGGAGGAGGAGGGAACAGAUCUACAGAUGGAGAACUCAAAAGCAGAGAGAGGGAGAAAGGAGAGCAAAGAGUGCAAAAGGGCUGGGCGGGUAGUAACGGAGAGACGGAUUAAGAGGGUGUUUGGUGCAGAUUGUGAAAAGAGCUUUUUGGCUCUAAAAGCACAAGCUGCACCAAACGGGUCAGCUUCUUAAACGUGCUGCAGCUUUCUAGAAGCUCACCUUUUCGCCAUUCCUUUGCAAAGCCUGAAAGCACCAAUUUCUUACUUUCGCAGGAGCUUCUCGCUUCAUGUUUAAUGAAAUUGACAUGGUCUU
This is a messenger RNA of Rubroshorea leprosula, 2266 nucleotides long. Lineage: Eukaryota; Viridiplantae; Streptophyta; Magnoliopsida; Malvales; Dipterocarpaceae. The record is from the annotation of a GenBank genome assembly.